Messenger RNA from Mesocestoides corti, 3129 nucleotides. The record is from the annotation of a GenBank genome assembly. NCBI's taxonomy places the organism in Eukaryota, Metazoa, Platyhelminthes, Cestoda, Cyclophyllidea, Mesocestoididae.
AUGCAAUCGAUGGGUAUGAACGCCUACCUCUAUGCACCAAAGGAUGACCUGAAACACCGGCUCUCUUGGCGAGAGCCCUACACAGAAAAAGAGGAAGAUAACAUGCGGGCCCUGGUUGCGGCUGCUGAUGACCAUAAUGUGUGCUUCAUAUUCGCUAUCUCUCCUGGCAGCGACAUUGUUUACUCUGAUAAGGAUGAUGCUGCCGCGUUAAAAGCUCGUCUCCAGCAAGCUGUGAAGCUCGGUUGCCGUGCAUUUGCCCUUCUCUUUGACGACAUCGACACACGCCUAUGCACCGCAGAUCAGGAGAUAUACGGCUCCCCAGGACGUGCCCAAGUGUCUCUCACAAACCAGGUCUACGAGGCCCUAGGUUGUCCCGAAACUUUCCUCUUCUGUCCAACUGAAUACUGUGCCAGCCGAGCAGUGCCUAACGUGACCAAUUCAAGCUAUCUUGCUACGGUUGGAUCAGAGCUUGCUCAAGGUAUUAAUGUAUUAUGGACAGGACCGCUUGUUGUCUCAAAACGCAUCCCCACGUUGGGCAUUCGAGACCUUUCGCGUAUGCUGAAGCGACCGAUCGUGCUGUGGGACAACCUCCACGCCAACGACUACGACCAACGCCGUGUCUUUCUCGGCCCCUAUGCGGGGCGGCCACUUGCCCUCCGACGCCGCAAACUCAUUCGUGGUGUGCUGACGAACCCCAAUUGCGAGUUCGAAGCCAACUUCGUUGCUAUCCACACUCUUGCACAAUGGGCCAGAUCUGCCCAUCCAUCGUACGCCGAUAAAGUAACAGUUUCAGCAGACUUGGCCGAUAUUGGCGAUGAUUUGGAACAAGAAAAAGCCGAAAGUGAUGAAAAGGAAAUGGAAAAGAAGGUAGCGGGAUCAGGUAGCCUCAGUAGUGCACCUGCUCCUAUAUAUCGGCCGCGGCAAGCUCUUCUCAACGCCCUCAGAGACUGGCUUUCUCUUAUGCUGCAGGACCAACGGUCAACCUCAGUUCUAGCAAAGCAAUCAGUUUCGAAUCCUCCUUCGCCUACUCCCAUGGAAACAGAUUCCGUCGAAACUCCAAUGCAGGUUGAAACAGACAUUGUCGAGGAAAAUGGCAGCACGAAAGCUGGAUCCGAUGUUAACAUGAUUUCGACUGAAGCAAUUGACUUGGUACCCUCCCUCGGAAUUAGCUUAGGGGACCUUGAGCUACUCGCUGACCUGUUUUACCUCCCGUUCUCACAUGGCCCGACAGCCCUCAAAGCUCUCGAACUUGGCCAUUGGCUUCGCGAUAAUUCCCAUUUAGCACCCACAGACAAUCACGUCGACUUGGGGAACAAGUGGAGCAAAAAGUUUGCCGAACUCUUGAAGAUUAUCACGAAUGUGAGUCAGUUAAGGGAGAAGAUUCAACGGCUUCCACAUCCUGGUGUUGUUUAUGACCUCGCGCCUUACCUUACUGACAUAAAUUCGGUUUUUGCCAUGAUUUUGGAUUACUUCCGCUGGCUUGAAAACGGUGUUAUGGCCAACCGCAAUCAAGCACAUCUGAAGCGCCUUCUCACGUGGUUCUCACCGGGCUACAGUGAGAUGACGAUGUCAGGCGACCACGAGCCCUGGAUGUUCCGCGGUGGCCUCAUCACAGAGCUUCAGGUGGUUGUCUUCGCGUUUAUCACCGCGCGGAUUUUGCCCCUCGAGUCAGCUCAAGACCUCUUUCCAGCCCCCAGUCGUGUCGGCCCUACGCUCACCACCACUCCAGCCGGCCCGCUUCCCAACCCCUGGGUGCCUGAGUUCACCACAGAUCUUCCCCCUAUUUUUAAUUCUAUUGACAAAUCAUCCCUCCUCGACUCUGACAACCCCGCUCUCCGCAAAGUCAGCUUCCAGCCCCGUCGCCCCUACAUUUUGAGACCCUACAGACCCGAAGACAAGCCCAAGAUUUAUGCUCUGUGGAGACGGAUUCUCUUGCGCAGGCUCGGACUCCUUAAGGAUGCCCUUCCAGAAAAGUAUAUGGAUCUCCCUGGAGACAGGUACUGCUUCACCUACCUAGAACGCUUUCCUCAGCAUUGCCUCGUAGCAGAAGGUCCUCCUCUUUUCUUCGAUUCCGCUGUCGAGACGCCGUCAUCUUCACAGGCAGACUCAUCCCUUGGUACUCCUCCGUGGGACAUCGUGGCUUUUGCGCUCGCCGCGCCCGACAUCGGUGCGUUGACUCGCGAUCGGGACGAGCUGCGUCGCAGCCAAUUGCGGGCCAAGUACCCCAAAGAUAGUAGUAUUCGAGGGAAAUAUAGCACCAUGCCAAGGAAGCCGUCCAUCAACAGCUCACUUCAUCAACUCUCUGCUGAAGACUUUAUCAAGGCAAAUCUACAUCACUUUUGUCCUUGUUUAUCUAUAUCCUUGGAUUGGAUCCAUGACGAGCGGACAACCAAGGCAUCAUCCAGCGUCAUCGCUGAGGCCGCCGUCACCGAAGCGCCUCCACCCGAGCCACUCGGUGCUGCGAUUUCAGACCAGUUGGCGGGCAUUCCUCCUCAACGGCUGCAGCAGACUGCGGCUGAGGGUUGCUAUCGAGAAGAAAAACCAUUCACUGUAAAGGGAAACCAGAUGGACGAGGAGGAGGGGGCGGCGGCGGCGGCAACAAUGGAGGAUGCCGUAAGUGACAAGGAAAAACAAACCUUGGCUCGAUCUAAGAGAAAAGGUGAGAAGGCAGCAGAACUGGUGAUCGAGAGCGGAAGGAGCGUCGAUGAGGGGUUGGAGCAACUGAAGUCGGGUCCUCGAACGGUUGAGGCCAUCCACUCGGCGCUGAUGGCCCACCCUGCAAGCAUUUUCGUAGAGUUAGACGACUGCAGCUUCAGCGGUGGUGGUGGUGGUAGUGCCAAUCUUCCAGUGACACCUGCGACCAUAAUGAACCAUCACCUCGGCCUCGGCUUCGACCCGCCUGAGUUGGUCCUCGAUGAAGUCGCUAGACGCCUUUUCGUAUGCCUUCUUGCUGGACUGAAGACGUGCGCCUCACAUGUACGCGCCCGUCUCCUCUUGUGCCUUACGGGUGUUCACGUUGAGCUGGAUACAAUCAAUGAAACACGGGCAGAUCUGUAUCGUCGCUUCGGAUUUUACCCAGUGACAGCAGCGUCUACUGACUUUAUCACCGUUCUCGGACGUCUGAUUUAG